Molecule: messenger RNA, 1329 nt
Organism: Ciona intestinalis (vase tunicate)
Lineage: Eukaryota; Metazoa; Chordata; Ascidiacea; Phlebobranchia; Cionidae
Source: RefSeq, a predicted model, not a curated record
CACUAAUGGGUUGUCCAAAUUAUCAGUCAUAUGAUAUGAUGCACUAUAUUUGUAUUUAUAAUAUUAACUUUGUUUCUACAGCACUUGGACAUAUUGACAAGACAUUACCACCAGAAAUCAACAAAACAAGAGAAUUUUCUACAAACGCAACGACAUGCCCGAAAAUUUGCCUCGAUAUAAUGUUUCUAUUGGAUGGUUCCGGUUCAAUGAACACGUUCGAGUUCCAGGAAAUGUCGAAGUUUGUUUCGAGAGUCGUGGAAACGUUUAACUUAACGACCACUAGGGUGGGGGUGAUGCAAUUCUCACACUGGUUCAAUGAAAGAUCCAUCUACGACCAACCUUACAUGGAAAGUGAGAUCCCACUUGGUCAGUUUGGGUCAACCAUCCAGUUCAAGGUGGCAUUGUCCUCAAUGCGUCACCAUGGUUACACCUCGUUUACGGCGCAUGCGAUCCACAAAGCCGUGUUUAUCGAUCUUGCUUCGUCAAACAGGUUCACUGACCCUUGCACAAGGAAGGUCAUCGUGGUUAUUAUGGAUGGGAGGUCCCUGGAUAAAUACAUGCUUUCAACAAACGCAAACGCAGCGCGUGUACUUGGUGUCACCAUGUACGCUGUAGGGGUGUCCAAUUAUUCAAGGCAGGAGCUACAGAUAAUCGCAAAUGGAAAGAUCGGCGACAACGAUCGCGUUUACACGUCGCCCAACUUUAACCUUCUGCAUACAAAGAUCAACGUGCUUAGCGAACAUAUAAAGAUGCUUACAUCAUCAGAACAAUCCCCAUGAAUUAUCACAAUUGGGAAUUCCCCCAUGCUAUGCUGCAACUGCCGCUGUUAAAGUUCCAGAAGCUUGGAGUCACCCUGUUAAUGUUUUUGCACCAACUGUAGUGUUUAUGGGUCAACCUGUUUGCAUUCAACAUUAAUUUUAUAUCACAAAAUUAAUUCAUGUUAUGAUGUAGUGAAGUAGGGGAAGAUGGGAGUAUCGGACAUCUUUUUAUAUUCUAUUUUCUCGUCCCAUUUGGUUGUAAACAAAGAACAUUCAAGGAAUUAUAAAACCGUAUUCUCACGACUCCCAUAUACCGUUGUUAAUUGUUUGAAACGCGAUCUGGAUAUUUUGAUAUUAUGUGCUAAAGGUGUCCCAUCUUCCCUUACAUUACUAUGUAGGCCUAAAAAUAUUUAAUCUUAAAUCCAUUUAUUGGUGUUCACCAGGUUGUCCCAUAGGUGUUUUCAAUUUACCCAAAGUGCUAGUUCCAUGUUUUAUAAGCGGUGUGCUGUUUUUAUAAAUCACCCUUUUAUUUGAGUUGGUAUAAACACAUUCCUGUGGCUUUGUAGGUUCA